Molecule: messenger RNA, 1188 nt
Organism: Pogonomyrmex barbatus (red harvester ant)
Lineage: Eukaryota; Metazoa; Arthropoda; Insecta; Hymenoptera; Formicidae
Gene: RpLP0
Product: ribosomal protein LP0
Biological process (GO): ribosome biogenesis; ribosomal large subunit assembly; cytoplasmic translation
Cellular component (GO): cytosolic large ribosomal subunit
Molecular function (GO): large ribosomal subunit rRNA binding; structural constituent of ribosome
Source: RefSeq, a predicted model, not a curated record
UUCUUAUUAUGGUAACACUGUUCGUCUCCUCAUCUUAAAACUUGAAACGUUGGAACUUCCGUUUCACUCUCCAACGUUGCUUAGCUGAGUCCUUAAAUUCCUAUAAGGUAUCCCUAUACACUUCAAGAUGGGUAGGGAGGACAAAGCUACAUGGAAAUCCAAUUACUUUACUAAACUUGUCCAACUAUUAGACGAUUACCCAAAAUGCUUCAUUGUGGGUGCGGACAAUGUUGGCUCAAAGCAAAUGCAACAAAUUCGUAUGUCACUGCGUGGCAAUGCAGUUGUAUUAAUGGGCAAGAACACCAUGAUGAGAAAAGCAAUCCGUGGCCAUAUUGAACGUAACGCAGCACUGGAGAAAUUGCUGCCUCAUAUUCGUGGCAAUGUUGGAUUCGUUUUUACUCGAGGUGACUUGAUUGAAGUAAGGGAUAAAUUGCUGGAGAAUAAAGUACGUGCCCCUGCAAGAGCAGGUGCCAUUGCACCCUUGAGCGUCAUUAUUCCGGCGCAAAAUACAGGACUUGGUCCUGAAAAAACGUCUUUCUUCCAAGCUUUAAGUAUUCCGACUAAGAUCUCCAAAGGUACUAUUGAAAUUAUAAACGACGUUCACAUUCUCAAACCUGGUGACAAAGUAGGAGCUUCCGAAGCCACGCUCUUAAACAUGCUGAAUAUCUCUCCAUUUUCAUAUGGAUUAUUAGUCGAGCAGGUAUAUGAUUCCGGCACUAUCUUCGCUCCUGAAAUUCUAGACAUCAAGCCUGAAGACCUUCGUGAGAAGUUCAUGGCUGGCGUUGCAAACUUGGCUUCAGUUUGCUUGGCGAUUGGUUAUCCCACGGUUGCUAGCGCGCCACAUAGCAUUGCGAACGGUUUCAAAAAUCUACUGGCCAUCGCCGCUGUUACUGAAGUUGAAUUUGCAGAGGCUGCCACUAUCAAAGAAUACAUCAAGGAUCCAAGCAAAUUUGCUGCCGCUGCCGCUGCGACAGCUCCUGUAGCCGCGGCUGCUGACACUCCUGCUGCAGAAAAGAAAGAAGAGAAAAAGGAAGAAUCCGAAUCCGAGGACGAUGAUAUGGGUUUCGGAUUGUUUGACUAAAACGCACAACCUGAAAUAAACCUUAAACAAGAAUAUGUCCAAAUUUUGGAUCAAUUUUAUAAAUUCUGAUUUCUCAGAAAAUAAAACUCAAUUGAAAUGAUUCCAAA